Mya arenaria is the source of this 3170-nucleotide messenger RNA. RefSeq names its product large subunit GTPase 1 homolog. The record is from RefSeq and is a predicted model, not a curated record. Gene Ontology annotation, cellular component: cytosol. Gene Ontology annotation, molecular function: GTP binding; GTPase activity. The coding region runs from base 113 to 2128 and encodes 671 amino acids. Gene Ontology annotation, biological process: ribosomal subunit export from nucleus. The transcript is spliced from 13 exons. Lineage: Eukaryota; Metazoa; Mollusca; Bivalvia; Myida; Myidae.
CCAAUAUGGCGGCGCCCAUGUGUAAAUAACGUAGUAUUACGAAACACGUGUAAAACAACUAAUAAUAUUCCCUUAAAGUCCUUUUUUGCGUAUUUGUUUUAAUAGAUACAGCAUGGGUAAGAAAAAACAGCAGUCAGGAUUGGGAAAAGCAAUAAUCAAGGACAGAUUUGGAAAGAAACCAAGGACAGUUGGUGGUGAAACGUUUCUCCACACCUCAGAACUGCAAGAUGGCUAUGAAUGGGGCAGAUUGAACCUUCAGUCAGUCACUGAGCAGAACAACCUAGAUGACUUCCUUACAACUGCUGAACUUGCAGGAACCGAGUUCACAGCUGAGAAGUUGAAUGUAAAGUUCAUAUCACAGGAAUCAGGAGGCCUUCCUAGGGCUGAGGAAAUUAAAACCAUUCAGGGCCUCCAUAAGCAACAUGAGGCCCUUCUUAGAAUCCCUCGCAGGCCAUCUUGGACAAGUGAGACGACCGCCUCCGAACUCGAUCAGAAUGAGAAGCAAGCUUUCCUGGACUGGAGGCGAUCACUCGCCAUGCUCCAAGAAGAUGACCGUAUUGUGAUGACCCCUUAUGAGAAGAAUCUGGAUUUCUGGAGACAACUGUGGAGAGUGAUUGAAAGAAGUGAUGUCCUCGUUCAGAUCGUAGAUGCACGGAACCCUCUCUUGUUCUACUGCGCUGACCUGGAGUCCUACGUGAGCGAGGUGGACCAGAAUAAAGUCUGCUUACUCCUGAUCAACAAGGCUGACUAUCUCACUGAUAAACAAAGGCAGGUAUGGGCCGAGUAUUUCACGGAACGAGGGAUCAGAAUUGCCUUCUGGUCAGCAGUGGCGGAAACAAUUCGACAAGAGGCGGAGCAAAAGGCGGAAGAGGCGGGGGAAAUGAUACAUGACAAUGAUGAGGGUGAUGAUGAGGAUGAGGACAGUGAUGAUGAGGUUGGGGAUGAUGAAGUUGAUAGUGGUGAUGAUGCGGAUAAUGAAAGAGAGGGUACUGACAUUAGUGAUCAUCAGAAAGUUGGGAGCAGCAUUGACAGUGAUAUAAAUUCAGGAAAAAAUGUGGUUGAUCCAAAUACUUGUUCACAAGACAAACAAAAGACAACAAAUGAAGCAGAGACUGACAUUAGUAAAGGAUCAGAAAAUACUAAAUUGUGCAUGUGCUCGGAUGUUGGGAAUGUUGAAACUGAAAAAACUGUCGGGAAUACACUGUGUGGUGUGUGCUCCAAGUUACGGACAUUGCAGAUCAGUAAUACAGCCCAUAUGUACACUGGCCCGGAGUUGUUGUGUCUGUUUAAAGAACUACACACUGCAGAGAAGGUCACAAAAGGACAGACUACUGUUGGCAUGGUUGGAUACCCCAAUGUCGGUAAAAGUUCCACGAUCAAUGCCAUACUGCAGAUGAAGAAAGUCCCAGUAUCCGCAACGCCAGGCCGGACCAAACACUUUCAGACACUGUUUGUUGACUCCAGCCUGAUGUUAUGCGAUUGUCCCGGCCUGGUUUUCCCCUCGUUUGUCACAACUAAGGCAGAUCUCGUAGUCAGUGGGAUUCUGCCCAUUGAUCAGAUGAGAGACCACAUUGCGCCCACUUCACUGUUGUGCGAGAGACUGCCUCGAUGGAUGUUUGCGUCAACGUACGGGAUUAUCUUGCCAACACCGCCUGAAGGAGAUGACCCAGACAGGCCUCCAACAGCGUAUGAAGUGCUCAAUGUGUACGGAUCGAUGCGAGGGUUUAUGACAUCAAACGGGGUCCCAGACACACCCAGGUCAUCAAGAUACCUGCUGAAGGACUUUGUCAAUGGGAAGUUACUCUACUGCCACCCACCACCAGACAUGGACCCUGUAGAGUUCAAUGACUUUGAAAGCAGGGCACCAAAACACUUAAAGCCAAGUUGCCAGGAAGGAGAAGAUGGGAACCAAACUGAAAAGCCAGUACAAACCAGCAAGAUCGACUCCGAGUUCUUUAAGAAGGGUUUUUCCACAGUCCAUAACAAGUCCUCCCGCUGGGAUGGUAGUACCGGUUCCACUCCCACGGGCAGUCAGGGUUCACUAGAGGGGAAACCAUGGAAGAAACACAACAAUCGUGGGAAGAAAGAAAAAUUGAGGAGAGUUUAUGGCUAUUUAGACAAGUACUGAAAAUAUGAAUUAUGAAAUGUUGGAUAUACGGACACAGCUAUUAUAUGCAUUAAAGACUGCUUUUUCCAGGCUGCUUCCCCAAAGAAAAAAAGCCUCCAUUUUUUUCUAAAUAUUUAUGAUAUUGGUAAUAUUUUCCCCCAUAAAAAUGAAAGGACAAGGAUGCAGCAACAUGAAGAAGGCUUUAUCUGUAACUGUUCAAAUGAUUAUUUUGUAAUAUUAUAAUCCCAACAUUCAUGUGAUGUACAGAUUGUUGAUAAAUGGGAUAAAAGAUGUACAUGUGUUAAAUCUUUUAUUCACAUAAAAAUUAUGAUGUUAUUUGUUCCAGCUGUUGGACUUAUUUCCAUUAUUUUCUCUUUCAAAAGGUACAGGCAGACUGAGUAUUUGCACACACAAAAACAAUCGUGAUGAUAUGGGAAAUGUGAAAUUGGCAUAACUAUGCCAAUUGUAGAAAUGUUUACAAAAUCUUAACAUUUGCAAUCCACUGUCUGUAGAAUCAGACAACGUGUAUUUAGUAUUAUUAGUUACAUGCUAACGAAAAUUAGAUAAACACUUUUUGUACAGCUCUUUCACAUUAAGUUAUUUUUUUACACAAAUAAAAGAACAUUGUGUUGGCUUAUCAGCUGUUAACUUGUUUUAUUUUUAAGAAAAAAAUAAAGUUGUGUCAUAACCUUGAUGUCGUCAUUAGCGUUUGCAGUCAUUUGCAAAAAAUAUAGCCUUGCCAUAAUUUAAGAAACUAUCUAAUUUAUUCAUUUUAAACUUUGUACUCAAGUUACCAGUGACAAAAUAAAAACAAAAUCAAGACCCACAACUCUGACUUAAAUGAUAGUCAAGAAAUGUCUCUUUACCACCUGUUAAAGGCCAAGUCAAGCAUUGGCAUCGCUGUGUGAUACUGGAGCUUGAAAUUACAUUUUUUUUUUAUUAGAAUGAUAAUUAUAUAUAACUUUGAUGCUUUUUGUUGAAAAAGUGACUUUAAAUAUGUGUUUGCAUUGAUUUGUUAUUUGCUGCUUGUUGAUGAUUUGAAUGAAAUAAAUAUUUACCAACA